Archocentrus centrarchus (flier cichlid) is the source of this 3764-nucleotide messenger RNA. Its product is annotated as GTP-binding protein 1-like. Gene Ontology annotation, molecular function: GTPase activity; GTP binding; translation elongation factor activity. Bases 132 to 2114 code for a protein of 660 amino acids. The record is from RefSeq and is a predicted model, not a curated record. Lineage: Eukaryota; Metazoa; Chordata; Actinopteri; Cichliformes; Cichlidae. Gene Ontology annotation, biological process: translational elongation. The transcript is spliced from 14 exons.
GCUAUGAAUAGUGUAGCCAAUGCCUUGGCGUCAUUGUUUUGAUGGGCGUGUCAUACAGUCAUUGCCAAGCAAGCGAAGCCAACCAGAGUAAACAACUAAGUUAGCCUGUCAGCUAGCUAGCAACUUCUGAAAUGGCGUCGUUAACGGCGACAGAACCAGCGUUACGCCCGGGUACAGUACCAGCAGCGGAGUCCAUAGUACCUGCUUGUAUGUUUGCACCGGACCGGGGUUGUACCGAGGAUCCGUGCGGCGGAGACGGCUUUGAAGACGGCGAGGGUACAAACGGAGAGCCCGCGGAUCAUUUAGACUUAAGUAGCAAGCUGGUCCUUGUGAGUCCAACGGGGGAACAGUAUGACUCAUUACUAAGACACUUGAGGGAGCGGAUAGAUGAAGGCUGCGGAGAGACAAUCUAUGUGGUUGGGAUGGGCUCAGAUGGAGGUGAUUAUGGUCUGGAUGAAAAAGACAUGGAGGCGUCAGUAGCCACGGUGCAGUCACUGUGUGAACAGACUGAGGCUGAUUUAAUCCUGCUGAGAGAAAGGACAGACACUGGCGGAAAGAUUCGGGACUACCUCAUCCGUCGACGUGUGGGCGAGCAGGAUUUCCUAGAAGUCAGAGUGGCUGUUGUUGGGAAUGUAGAUGCUGGAAAGAGCACCCUCCUGGGAGUGUUGACCCAUGGUGAGCUGGACAAUGGCAGAGGUUUCGCUCGCCAGAAGCUCUUCAGGCACAAACAUGAGAUGGAGAGUGGGAGGACGAGCAGUGUGGGCAAUGAUAUCCUGGGCUUUGAUCAGGAAGGACAGGUGGUAAACAAGCCUGACAGCCACGGUGGGGGUUUAGACUGGACUAAGAUCUGUGAGAAAUCCUCCAAGGUCAUCACCUUCAUUGACCUAGCUGGGCAUGAGAAGUACCUUAAGACCACCGUCUUUGGCAUGACGGGUCACCUGCCUGAUUUCUGCAUGCUCAUGGUUGGCAGCAAUGCUGGCAUUGUUGGCAUGACCAAAGAGCACCUGGGUCUAGCAUUGGCCCUAAAUGUACCCGUGUUUGUUGUGGUUACUAAGAUAGACAUGUGCCCGGCUAACAUCCUGCAAGAGACACUUAAAUUAUUACAAAGGUUAUUGAAGUCACCAGGCUGCAGGAAAAUCCCAGUGCUGGUGCAGAACAAGGAUGAUGUCAUUGUCACAGCCUCCAACUUCAGCUCUGAGAGGAUGUGUCCAAUAUUCCAGAUCUCAAAUGUGACAGGGGAGAACAUGGACCUGCUGAAGAUGUUCUUGAACCUCCUCUCUUCUCGGACCACCUUUAGCAAUGACGAGCCUGCAGAGUUCCAAAUAGAUGACACGUAUUCAGUACCAGGUGUAGGCACAGUAGUUUCAGGCACUACGUUACGUGGAUUGAUACGACUCAAUGACACACUGCUCCUAGGCCCAGACCCACUUGGCACUUUCAUCCCCAUUGCAGUUAAGUCCAUCCACCGCAAGAGGAUGCCCGUCAGAGAGGUUCGCGGUGGACAGACAGCAUCCUUCGCCCUCAAAAAGAUCAAACGAUCAUCUAUAAGGAAAGGAAUGGUGAUGGUUUCCCCCAAGCUGAUGCCACAGGCUACCUGGGAAUUUGAAGCUGAGAUUUUGGUGCUGCACCAUCCGACCACAAUAUCCCCGAGAUACCAGGCCAUGGUCCACUGUGGCAGCAUUAGGCAGACAGCCACAAUCCUGUCAAUGAACAAAGACUGUCUGAGGACAGGGGACAAAGCCACAGUCCACUUUCGUUUCAUCAAAACCCCUGAAUACCUGCACUGUGACCAGAAGCUAGUGUUCAGGGAAGGACGUACCAAAGCUGUAGGCAGCAUUACAAAGCUUCUCCACUCAGUGAACACCCAGGCAGCUAAGGCCCAGCAGUCCAAGUCUCAGGCCAGUAAAAAGGGUUCCAAAGAGGCCACAACAGCUAAUGAGGACACCGGGUCAGCAGCACGGCCACCUAGUCCUGCCACAGCACAGCUACCACUCAAGUCGGGAGGAGGAGGAGGAGGGGGACGGAGGAGAGGUGGUCAGAGACAUCGAGGGAAAGGCAUGAACACUACAGCGGUCUCUACGGCGAUGCCUACAGGAGCAGCAGGCACAGCCUAAAAGCACAACCUUAGGUUUCUUCACAGCCUCUCAUCAUCGUCAUCAUCAUCUCUUCACAGGGAGGGAAAGUGACUGUGGGGGGCCUCUGCUGCAAAACGUUUCUUUAAUAAAAAAAGAAUUAGCAAAUGGUUCGAAUCAAGAGAGCAUCGUAUUUAUCAAAAAAUGAAGAAGUUUUAAUCGGGCUCCCUGUUUUAACACAGCUGUUCAGGAAGUGUUUACCUCAUCUGUUUGUCCAGCAGAGGGAUCAGUCACUUCCCCGACUCUGUCUGCUGCCUGAGGCUUUCUCUGUUCCCUCCGUCGGUCAUCCUGAUUUUCCUUGUUCUACGUUUUCUUGUGUUCUGUCAUUAAUGUGACUUUGAGAUGGUAUCAGGCUUGGAGUCUAUUAACAUUGGUCAGUGGAGGAGGUAGAUUGUGUUCAGCAGUUCGUUUUUUGUUUUUUUUUUCAAAAGCUCCUCCUUAUUGAGCCCAGCAGUAUAAAUUUGUAUUUGGAAUUAAUUGAACGGAAAGGGAUUUAAUACUAAAGUAUCAGAUGUAGCUGCUACGUUAGUGUACUUGACCUCUGGUUUGGGGUUCAGCUACAAACUGUUCUCUGGAAAAUCUACUGCUGAAGAUCUGUUAGUAAUAAUAGAGAUGAACAGAAACGUGUUCUUACCCUGAGAGUAGCUGUGAAUGCAACACUUGUUAUGAAACAUCUAUUUGUACACACAAAAGAACUAGAACUGUUUAAGUGCUCAUGUGGCCCCAUGUUUAACCCUGCAAUGUUGAUAUUUUUACUGAAGUCGUUUUUCUAAGAGCCUGUGUUGCAGUUUUUCUAGAUGAAGUUCAAGAAGCCAAAAGAGAAAAGUUCUGAAUCAUCCUUCCUUUUUUCAUGUGGAGUUUCUAGUGGCAAAGCAGCAUUUGUCAUAUUUUAAUAUACUUCAAGUGCUUUUUGAACUCGUUAACUCUGCCUGAUAAAUAAGCAAAGCAGGCAGAGGACCUUGAGCACAAUUCCAUUUUGAUCCAGUACAAUGAACAAAAAACUCAAAAGUAUUUACUAAUUUAAUGAAAAAAAGCUCACAUGGUGUCAAAAGGCAGCAGAGAAAGUUUCAGUAACUGAAAUUUGUGUUGCACAUUAUGUUUGUUCUUCAUAUGAUUGAGCAUAUUCAUACAGAGUCCAGUUCAAUUUGAAGCUUCAGAUGUCACAAACAAACGUGACCACAAGUCACCAGCAUUCAAAUAUUUUUAGGGUACAUACGGAGUCAGUAAUACUGCUGUUUGUGGCUCAGUUUUUAGUCUUUAUUGGGCCAAACAUGUAACAGAAACUGUAAACAUAAGCUAAGCCUGUACAGUUGAAUAAUGCAAGUCAUGUCGUAUUGUGUCUUAUAACACAACAAUAUACCAUUGAUGACCUCAAACUAAAGGAAGCAGCAGAAAACUAGAACCUUUUUUUUUUUUCUACAGAUGUUUCCCGCUGGUUUUCUAAAAGUGGGUUCUCUAACAGAUGUGUUUAUAUUGGGACGGUGGUCGUGUUAGUGGUUGUCACAGCCCUUUGGUGUUCCUAAAGAAGAAACAAUCUCCCCUCAUAUUCAUAAUGACUUAAUGUUGAUCAGUCUGGUCUGAGAGUCUUUGAAUUACCUGCUUUAUAACCCUCAUAAACACACUGAACUAAGA